Messenger RNA from Habropoda laboriosa, 675 nucleotides. Its product is annotated as FUN14 domain-containing protein 2. The coding region runs from base 1 to 600 and encodes 199 amino acids. Gene Ontology annotation, cellular component: mitochondrial outer membrane. The record is from RefSeq and is a predicted model, not a curated record. Gene Ontology annotation, biological process: autophagy of mitochondrion. NCBI's taxonomy places the organism in Eukaryota, Metazoa, Arthropoda, Insecta, Hymenoptera, Apidae. The transcript is spliced from 4 exons.
AUGCCUAAACUACAUAAGAAUACCGUCAAAUCAGGAGCAAGAAAAUUAUUUAAACGCGUUAAAAUGAAUUUUCCAAUAAAAAAGGAAAAUAAAAAACAGUCAAACAAAGAAGAUUGCUUAGACCUUUCCAAAGAAGCAAAAAGCAUGGCAGAAAAGAUUUUUGGAGAUGUGAGCAAAACAUCUGCUACUAAACAAAUUAUUAUUGGCACAACAUCAGGAUGGCUGACUGGCUUUAUCACCAUGAAAGUUGGGAAAAUGGCUGCAUUUGCACUUGGUGGUGGAAUAAUAAUGUUGCAAAUAGCAGCUCAUCAAGGUUACAUCAAAGUUAACUGGGAUAAAAUUCAAAAGAAAGCAGAGAAAAUUACAGAUACAGUAGAAGAGAAAGUAACUGGCGAAGGAUCCAAAUUUCUUGAUAAGGUCGAGAGAUAUGUUGAUAAAAAGCUAGAUAAAGCUGAACAAUUGUUGAAAAAUGGUGAAUCUCGUACGCGACGUUGGUACCACUCUAUAACUGGUGAUACCUCAUUUCAAGCUACAGAAUUACACUUUUUCUUUGCUUCUUUUAUAGCUGGUUUAGCACUUGGAAUUGCAACUGGCAAUUAAAUUGAAGUAUGCUAUACUUUAAAUAUAUAUAAAAAAUCUGGUGCUUAUUAUGAAAACAAAAUUUCACAAAAAUGA